AGAGCCUCGGUUCCAUCCGGAUGUUUCGUUCGAAAAUGUAAAUCAAAGAGUUUUUCUUACAAUGUAUAUUUGAUGGAGGCUAUUACAAUUAGAAGCUAUAGUGAUACAUAAAUUAAGGUAACUAUGGGGAAUGAUUCUCAACAAUGGCGUAUUGCAAUUGGUUGUUUUUCUCCUCGAGGACCUUCAGCCGAGAAGACUCGGGUCCAUUCUUCUUUAAAGAGAUCAUCCAAGAAGUCGAAUGUUUCAUCAGUGGAGAGCAACAUAAGGACCACCCCGCGCCUACGAGUGUUUCCCCUACUGUUGGUUAUUGUAACUUUGCUGCUGGUCAUAGGUGGUGUCCAUUUGAACCCCGGGCCUAAAGUCUCGAAAUUUUCAUUUGAGAAUUCAUGGAGAAGCGAGCAUUCGACCUUGGACCACCCACUUGAUUCAGUAUUGGAGAGGCACGGCUUGGCAAUCGUUGAGAAUAGUGGAGAAGGGGAUUGUCUCUUCGAAGCUCUCAGUGAUCAAUUAAAACGCCUGACAUCUGGUGAAGUUAAUGCAAAUGAUCUUCGUCAAUCUCUCCUGAAAUGCAUCCGAGUACAUACGACAUUGCCUAAUGGUGAGCAUGUUAUGACGCUAUUUGAUUCGGAGGAUAAUAAAGACUGGCAGCAAUUUUCAGCAACCCUUGAAUCAACUGAAGAUCUCCAUACUCGACAAUUGUCCUGGUAUACCGAUGAGUAUAUGGUGAGAUCGGGUGUAUGGGGGGAUAAUCUUAUGCUGUAUGCCUUUGCCAAACUGUAUAGUAUAGAUAUCGCUAUAUACUCUGCUGGAAUCGAUGAACCAUACACAAUGACAGCUAAUGAAGGACCUGGGGAUAAAGAAAGAAUGCUAGCAAGACUGGGAUAUAUCUCACGCUUGCAUUUCGUAAGCCUUGUUAACAUAACAGAUGUCAAUGAUGGUGAGAUCAGUUGGCGGGUUAUGUCUGAUAGACUCGGAGACUUGUUUCUGCAGUUACUGAAUUCAGAGGUUGUUGAAGACAGAGAAGCAACAAUAGAUCUGUUGAGCCAGAUGGUCGACAGUUUCUUUGAAGCUAAGAAUAAGAGUGUAAAAUGGCCCGAUGGUCUUUCUCAACUGGUCGACCAGCUUGUACAACGUGAACUUGAACGAGCAACCGGAGUGGUCCCUGGCUUUCUCAAGCACGCUGAUAGUGAAGAAACCCGGGCUAUUAUUAUGAAGGAAUGUGCUCCGAAGGAAUCAAGUUUACAAAAGCUGCUUCGAUGGUAUGAACAUAUGAGUGACAUCUUUGUUGACGACAAUGAAGACAGAGCACAUUCCUUCCCAGAUGGAACUCCUUUAAGAGGAGCGAAUCCUGCUCGUGAUAGCAGACAUGCUUUCGAUGAAGAUUCAACGGAACAGCAGAGUGAUGAACGUGAACUCUUACUAGAUAAUCCUAACUUUCUAGAUAACGUGUUGAGUCUGUUAAGAGAUAUAGAGAGAUUCCUGAAUUUUCCACCCCUGUCGUCCAAUGAAGAGCUAGAUGAAAGAGUACAAUUGAUAAGCAAAAUCGUAGACAACUCAAUUAAGAAUAAACAUGAUGUACCAGAUGGACUUAUCAAAAUAGUAACGGAAUUGGCAAGUCGUGAACUAAAUAUGCUGAGUGCCGGCUGUGAACAAAUGUUAAAGAAGACUGGAGCCCAAGCUAUACAGAAUUUCCUCAACAAGAAGAAAGAUGCUACAAGUGAAUCACGUGGUCAAAUGCAGUUAAAUCUUCUUCAAGGAUAUGAACGUUUGGUUAAGAGCAAUACAGAAUAUAACAAGGGACAGACGCCAACCACGUCAUCAAAUUAUGUUCUACCUGGCGGAGGGAUUUCACAAUUGAAGAAGUUGCUGGAGAUGUGUGUCCACAGCAACAAAGCAAAGAAAAGAACGUAUGAGGAGAAGAUAGACUACAUACCCGAAGGCACUGAGUUUAAAGAGAUUACCAAAGCUAUGUAUGACUUAGGAAAAGAAAUAACAAAACAGACGGAAGUAGAAAAACAAGCUACACUAAUGUGUGAUUUGGGUAAAGAAUAUGCAGAUUUGGCAAAAGAAACCCGGGAAGGUUGGCAUUUCAACUAUGCAACAGCUCUGUACAAUGCCGCUUUGCAACGAUUAAGAAAGAUUAAAGCAGGAAACGAGGUAAUCUUAGCUGAUCGUUUUGAUUAUAUACAGAAACAACUGCAACAAUUAGAAACGGGCCUCCUUGAGACAGUAUUCAAAGAGAACAAGGAACCCCUCAGAAAGAGCAGAGAAAGGUACAGAGGUGUUUUAGAAGGCAUUCGAAAAUAUUCAAAAGAGGCGAUACAGAAUAUUCACACGAAAGACAUGUUGAUAGACUCCGUGACGUUCGAGAUGAAUGAAAAAUGCCAAAGAAGAACGAUCGAAAAUAGUAAAUGUUACUAUGAUACUCUGACGAGUAAGAUCAUAGAAUUACACAAGCUCAUGAUAGAUGACUGUAUUUCAGUUCUAGGUCGUCCAAACUGUAGGUUUGCAAUAAUAGGCUUAGGAUCGUUAGCUCGGAAAGAGGUAACCGCAUGGUCUGACCUCGAAUCAGCAAUUUUGUAUGACCCAACUGGUAAAUCAAAUGAGGAAAUUGAGAAAUUAAAACGCGAUUUUAGAAUGCUUGUUCAUUAUUUACAUCUGAAGAUUAUCAAUCUCGGUGAAACGAAGAUCAAUGCCCUGGAUAUUCCCGUUCUUUGCGAUUUCAAUAGUAAACUACCAAAUGGUGUCAAGGAUAAUGAUUUUUAUGAUGAAAUAACCCCACAGGGUCUUUGUUUUGAUGGUUCCCUGCCAAAAGCUAGUAAAAUACCCUUCGGUAGGCGAUCUACAAAACACCCUACAAAACAAGACACUUUAGAGUUGAUUAUGACCCUUGAUGAAAUGUCUCAAUGUCAGAUUGGAGAAGUCUCUCUCAAGGAAGGUUAUCAUCUUAGCGAUGUACUUUUAACAUCUACUCUGAUCACUGGGGAUGAAUCAUUGUGGAACGAGUACAAUGAAAAGGUCCACGAAAUACUUUCCUCUCGUUCAACCAUUGACCCAAAACUGUCUGUGGGUAAACAAAGGGGAAUAGAAACGUUAGGGGAAGAUUUAAAGGCUAACCUCACCAAACCUCUUACGCCAAAUGUAUUCAAUAAAACGAUGCGUGCAAAACACAAUAUUUACCGAUUUGCAACCAUAUCAAUAAAUAUUCUCAAGUUAUUACAUCAUUGUCGAUCAUUUUCUCCCCUUGAUAUUCUCGAUGAGUUACAUUUAAAGCAAGUGCUCUCAGAGAGCGCUAAAACAGAUUUACAACUCAUGGUAUGCAUGGCCAUCAACAUGCGCCAUCUAGUAUAUGGUAGAUGUGGCCAACAACGAGAAAUGAUAUCUUUUAUAACCAGACCAUCUCGAGAUGAAUUAAUUACCGCCUAUGAUUAUGUAUCAGUAAGAGAUUAUGCACCCGCUAUUUUUCGAUUUUAUGCCACACUCAUUCCGUGGACAGAUUUUUUGUUGUAUAACUACUGUUUUAAUGACCUUCCAACUUGCAAGCACCCAUCUAGCUAUAUCGACUUGAAUCCUCAAACAACUGCAGCUAUACAAAAAGAGAUGUAUAUGUUUCAAGGCGUGAUUAAUUCUCUUGAAUGCCAAAAAUUCAAUGUUAUACAAAAUGAUACGGAAAAUAAAGAAAAAUGUGUCCCACAUUUGUCACGGGGGGAUUCUAAUAAAUCUACCAAUACAGAUUUACAAGAAGAAGAGACUUCUGCAAAGAAUUCAGAUACUUUUGCAAGGUUAGACGCUAUUAGUGACGCGUAUUUUGGAAAAUGUGAGUUUGAUAAAGCGAUUCAAUAUCACAAAGAGAGUCUCGCCAUGAAGAGAACAAUACACGGUAAUUAUCCUCAUCCUGACAUAGCAUCUACAUUGGGGAAUCUUGGUAACACAUAUCGCAGUAAAGGUGAGUUUAAUAAAGCGAUUCAAUAUCACAAAGAGAGUCUUGCCAUGAAGAGAACAAUACACGGUAAUCAUCCUCAUCCUGAUAUUGCAUCUACAUUAGGGAAUCUUGGUAACGCAUUUGGCAGUAAAGGUGAGUUUGAUAAAGCGAUUCAAUAUCACAAAGAGAGUCUUGCCAUGAUGAGAACAAUACACGGUUAUCAUCCGCAUCCUGUUAUAGCAUCUACAUUGGCGAGUCUUGGUAACGCAUACAAAAGUAAAGGUGAGUUUGAUAAAGCGAUUCAAUAUCACAAUGAGAGUCUUGCAAUGCAGAGAACAAUACAUGGCAAUCAUCCUCAUCCUGACCUAGCAUCUACAUUGGGGAAUCUUGGCAUCGCAUAUAACAGUAAAGGUGAGUUUGAUAAAGCAAUCAAAUGUUACAAGGAGUGUCUUGUGAUGCAGAGAACAAUACACGGUAAUCAUCCUCAUCCUGGCAUAGCAUCUUCAUUGGGGAAUCUUGGUAACACAUAUGACAGUAAAGGUGAGUUUGAUAAAGCGAUUCAAUAUCACAAGGAGAGUCUUGCCAUGGAGAGAACAAUAAAUGGUGAUCAUCCUCAUCCUGGCAUAGCAUCUUCAUUGGUGAAUCUUGGUAACACAUACGACAGUAAAGGUGAGUUUGAUAAAGCGAUUCAAUAUCACAAUGAGAGUCUUGCCAUGCAGAGAACAAUACAUGGUAAUCAUCCUCAUCCUAACAUAGCAUCUACAUUGGUGAAUCUUGGUAGCUCAUACUAUAAAAAGGGCGAUCACACUCAAAGUCUGCAAUAUUAUACACAAUCCCUCAUCAUCCUGAAACAGAUCCAUGGUGAUCAACCUCACCCGGCUAUAGCAAGUAUAUUAAGUAACAUUGGUGUUGUAUGUAGUGAUACAGGGGACAAUGAGAAAGCUUUACAGUACUUUACAGAAGGUCUCGCCAUGAAGAGACAGAUAUAUGGUAAUCAACCUCAUCCCAACAUAGCUUCUACAUUACACAACAUCGGUAUUGUAUACGAUCGAACACACAAAUAUGCUGACGCACUCAAGAAUUUUUAUGAAGCUCGUGGCAUGUUGAAAAAGAUACACGGUGAUAAUCCUCAUCCUGAUUACCAAGUUGUACUUCGUGCUAUUAACUCAACAGAACAACUGCUAACGAGAUGCAUAUUCAUUAUGUUUGCGUCCAUGCACACGUAGACAUUGAGAUCCUUCUAAAAUGGUGUUCCAGCGAAUGCAUAUUUAGACAAUAUUUAGACAUAUUUAGAUAUUUUUAAAACAAGUACCAUCAUGUACAACGCUCAAAUGUGAACAGGUGAAUAAAUUAAACCAGAGCUUAUUUGUCUAGGGUUUAUUUAUUUAUUCUCCAGCUGUGUAUUUAACAAAAUUAUAUUGAUUUUGCUCUGAUGAUGAACUGCCCAAGAAAACUUAAACAUUUUAUCUUAGUUGUUUCGAAAUUUAAGUUGUUUCAAAACUGAUCCUUGUGUUCAACAUGAUUUAUUUUUGAAAGCGAUGACCUAAAACGUUAAUUUAUUCUUUUUUCGUUCUUAUUUUUUUAGCUCAAAUUGAUCAGCAUCCAUAUUAUUUUACAAAUUGUUAUUUGUCUCGGGACUUUAUCUUCGAGAGGAGUUUAUCUUCGGGAGAACUUUAUCCUCGGGAGGACUUAAGUCCUGUUGUCGCACAAACCUUCAGGUGUAAUAAUCUUAAUAUUUCUGCUAUUCUUUAGCAUACAUAUACAGUGAAACCUGUACAUCCGAACACCUCUCUUAUAUUUAGUCUAGUGUACUGGUAUACAAACCUUCAGGUGUAAAAUAAUUUAAGCAUGUGUACUAUUCCUUAGAACAUAUAUACAGUGAAACCUGUAUAUUCGAACACCUCUCUUAUCCGAACAUCUCUCAAUGUCGCUACUUUUUCUAUGCCAUGUUUAUAAAACCUUGACAUGCAAACACCUGCUAAACUUAGCACUUUUUGCCGGUUUCAGAGGCGCUCUGAACAGACCGGUUUAACUGUACUGUUACUCACAUGUUUGUGUUAUUUUGAAUGAUAUACUUGGAAACGAUUUUGAUCAAUUAAAAUUGGGAAAAUUGGGAAACUCGUUGAAAUUUGGCUGAAGCCAAAGAGAACGUUGCUAUACUGUAUUCAAUUAUUAGAUAUUAAGCUAAAAUAUACAUUUAGUAUCUUGUUCAUCAGAUUUUGUGAUUCAUGUAUUGCAUAAUAUGGUUGUUUUAUGUAAAUAUGCUAUAUUUGUAUUAUGGACAAUUCUAUGUAAAUUACACGUUUUUAAUAUUUAACUGAACUAGCCUACAUGUAUAAGGUUAGAAAGGUCCACCGCGCUAAAGAAAUGAUGUCAAUUUUAGAUGUUAACCCUUAUGCGGGCGGGGAUGGGACAAUAAACCAAAAAUUGUGUUCUGUGUUACUUUGCUUUAACCUACUUUUGACCUCACUUGUCCUACUUUUUGAGAUUUUAGUGAUUCUCCCUCAAUAGUUUUGAAUGAGUUUUAUAACAUACUGUAACGACCCUUGGGCACGUCCGUCGGGGAGUUGUAGUGUACCGAGCCAGAUACUAGACCUAAAAUGGAGUUUGUUAAUCCAAUACCCCAUAUGGGAAUCGAACCCAGUACCUUCCACUCUCGCGUCAGACUUUUGAGAUCUUAAUAAACCUCUCUCGAUAGUUUUGAAUGAAUUUUAUAACAUGGUAACUUGUAUCUCUUCAACUUUGGAAACGCUGGGGAUAGGGUCAUUCCGACCCCCUCUCCCGUUAUUUUAUGAAAAAACACGCUGUCCGCAUUAGGGUUGAUAUUUUUCAAAAUUAUUUUUUAUGUUAUUUCAAAAUGUCGAAAGUGAGUAAGUUGAUUUGGGCAUCGAAACCUAAGAAAAUAAAUGCUCAUGUAGCGUAAAAUUCAGUUAAAUAUUUAAACCUUGAAUUGUAAAAAAAAAUUUACAACAGGGUGAGCGCAAACAAACAAUAUCCAAGUUUUAUGAUAAAUAU
Molecule: messenger RNA, 6937 nt
Organism: Owenia fusiformis
Lineage: Eukaryota; Metazoa; Annelida; Polychaeta; Sabellida; Oweniidae
Source: the annotation of a GenBank genome assembly